Molecule: messenger RNA, 1410 nt
Organism: Guillardia theta CCMP2712
Lineage: Eukaryota; Cryptophyceae; Pyrenomonadales; Geminigeraceae
Exons: 1
Coding region: 1-1410 (469 amino acids)
Source: RefSeq, a predicted model, not a curated record
AUGAGCACAGGCCGCUUCUCGAGGAAGGAGAUGGAAGCGCUGUGCGGAGGAGGUAACACAUCGAUCACGAGAGUCAAGCGAGCCAUGUUGGAGUUAGCAAGAAGAAUGAACCUCAAGCUGGUCAGCGUCGAGGUCGAGGAGGAUCGUGACACGCUCAGCUGGGAUGGGAGCCUGAUAGCUCUCUCCCUGGCGACCAAGGCAGAGGCUCGACGCAUGAUGGAAGGCAUCCCCUUCUACUUGGAAGGGAUCCUGGAAGUCAAGCUCGAAGCUGUAGGUUUCAAGCUCAGCUCUCAGCAUGAGGAGGAGAGCGAGGAGCAAGCCCAAGAGUCCCAAGGGCAGCAGCAAGGCGCUGGAUGGCUGGAGCUCAGCGACAUCGACAGGAUCACCAUGGAAGCAGCGUCGCCGUCAGGGCCAGUCGAUCAACAGGUCUUGCUCGACCUCUCGACGAUGCUCUUGGAGACAUCAGAGGAGGAGCUGCUAGCUGGCAAGCCGAUCUCUCUGGAGCUAGACAAGAGUGUUGGCAAGCUGCAUGACACCUUCUGCUCGCCGGGCAACGUGGAGUUCAUGACGCUCGGAGCUUGGGCAGCCACGCCGACGUUGGGAUCGAAGCGAAACAUGUUGAAGGAAAAGCUCAGAGCUUACCUCGGCGAGCAGCGCUGGACACGGGUGCAAGGGAAUAAGGCAGCGAGGAGGGGCAGCGCCUUCUCUCCAAGGGCAGCAGCGACUGAUGCGCUCGAGCAGGAGGCUGAGAGCGAUGACAUCGAGAGUCGAUCUGUAAGCCUCUUGUUUCUUGCGAUCAGUAAAUUUGCUGAGCACCAUGGGUUGAGCUGCACGGGCAAGGUCGACAAGCUCGUCAGCGAGCUGCAGCUCGUCAGCGAGCUGUCAGCAGUCAUCGAAGAUGCAACUUCUUUGAACGAGGCGGGGACGAGCGAGCCGAUCAAGCUGGUCUUGGACAAGGCCGUUGGCAACCUCCACGACACCUUCUACUCUCCGGGGAGCCUGGAGUUCAUGUCGCUGGGAGAGUGGGCGAAGACGCCAGAGGAGCAGGGAGUGGGACGCAACGUUCUCAAGGAGAAGCUAGCGGAGUGGUUGCACAGCAAGCGCUGGACUCGCGUGCAAGGAGACAGCAAGAAGGCAAGGAGGGGCAGCGCGUUCUCGCCACGGGCAACGGCAGCUGCUGAGCUUGAGCAGGAGGCGGAGAGCGACGACAUAGAGCGUCGAUCUCUUAGCUUCCUGUUCAUAGCACUGAGUAAAUUCGCAGAGAUGCAUGUGCUGGCCUGCUCGCUGAAGGUGGACAAGAAGGACCGACUGCGGGUGGAGAUGAGGGAAGAUGACGAAGAAGAGGAAGACAUGGAGGAAGAGCAAGGCGAGGGCGAGGAAGGAGACGGGACGAGCCCGUACCGAGCUUGA